AUGAAAUAAGGUCCGAUAAACGGAUCUGAUGUUCAAUCCUUCUUUUUUUACUGUAUCAAAAAGACAGUUUCAACUGAAAACGUUCCAGCGGUUGUUGCUGCCCAUGUUGCUGUUGUCCAUGUAGCUGCGGCGGCUGUGGUGGCUGUGGCGGUUGCGGAGGUUGUGGCGGUUGUGGCGGUUGUGGAGGCUGUGGAGGCUUCGGAGGCUGCGGUGGUUGUGGCGGUUGCGGAGGUUGUGGCGGUUGUGGCGGUUGUGGAGGCUGCGGAGGUUGCGGUCUCGGCGGUUGUGGAGGCGGCUGUGGUGGCUGUGGUUGUGGUUGCGGCUGCGGUUGUUGCUCUCCGUGUUGUGAUGGCUGUUGCUGCAUGCCGUGUUGUUGUUGUCCCUGUUGUUGCUGUUAGUCCGCAACCGCAUCGGCAGAUGUCACGCCGCCAACUGAGCUCAAGAAAGUUCGGGCAUUCUGUGGAUGCACGAGCUGCCUCAUUCACAUCCAAUUUUCCU
Protopolystoma xenopodis is the source of this 498-nucleotide messenger RNA. Lineage: Eukaryota; Metazoa; Platyhelminthes; Monogenea; Polystomatidea; Polystomatidae. The record is from the annotation of a GenBank genome assembly.